This is a messenger RNA of Anisakis simplex (herring worm), 462 nucleotides long. The record is from the annotation of a GenBank genome assembly. NCBI's taxonomy places the organism in Eukaryota, Metazoa, Nematoda, Chromadorea, Rhabditida, Anisakidae.
GGGAAUGCGAAUUUUAUCGUAAAGUUUCUUGUAAGAAACGAGAAGAAGAAUAAGAACAUUGUGAUGACUGCUGACCUCACGGCAGGGUUGCUUUUUCCAUUCGUUACUAGUCAAGGUUUCAUCGUGCAUAAUAUGUCUGGCACUCAUAUUAUGGACGUGAAACUUCCGAACAAAGCUGGCGAUACACUCGGCAAAAUUGUACAUCCUACACAAGUCACACUAUUCAAGGUUCUGAUCGCUAAUAAGGCAGCACAUGGUGGCAAUUAUCAGGUCUUCAAGGCGGGUACCGAUGACCCAAUCAUCAUGGUUGAAAAAGUACGUUUAUACGAUAUCCACUGCGCUGAUCACUUUACGCAUUUAACGCCGAAGUAUCGUUAUCGUUGUAUCCAGUUGCAAAAAUGGUUGGACUGUUGGAAUGUGAAUGCGUUUAUUGGUUUAGAAGGCCCGAUCGAACGAUUUUAG